AUCUGUCAUAAUUCCAAAUGUUAUUUACUUUUAUUGAAUUUCUAAAUAAAAUGAACUUAAAUUUGAUAAUGCGAUUUUAAAAAUGUCAACCAUAAUAAAGUUUGACCUAAAGGAACUUAGAAAGUUAGCCAGUGACAAAAAUUCUUGUAUCAUUGAAAAAAAAGUGACGCAAAACCUAGCAUUACAACCAUGGUGUCUCGGAAAUCUUACAGAUUCUAUUAAAAAUUUAUUAGAUUAUAAAAUAGGCAAAUUCGAUAAAGAAUUUGAUGGGAUUCUUUUGAGUUACAAGAAUCUUCGAGUUUUACAAAAUGUAGGUGCAAUACAUAAUGAUAAUGCCGACAUCCAUUUUCAAGUACAGGCUGACUAUUUUAUAUUUCGUCCAUAUGUGGGCGCGACACUUAAAGGCAUUGUUAAUAAAAAGAGUACAACACACCUCGGUAUACUCAUCCAUAGAGUUUUUAAUGUAGUCAUUCCAAGACCUACAGAAGAACCUGGUUAUAACUGGAUUGGUAAUAAUAUUAAUGAAGGGCAAGAAGUACUGUUUCAAAUAGUUGUAUUAGAUCUCUACGGAGCUUUACCAUAUAUUCGAGGAAAAUUAGAUGAAAGGUGGAUCAAAGUAGGUCUAGAUGGAGAGGAUGAAGCAAUUGAAGCGAAAUCAGCCAACUCAAUAAAUGUUUCAUAUAUUAAUUUUGACAAAACAAAACCAAAUCAAAAACAAGAUGUGGACAAGAAACCUACCUCAUCAUCAAAAAAGAAAUCAAGAACUAGCAAUAUAACAAAAGACUGCAAUGAACAAGUUAAUGAUGAAAUUUUAAAUCAUAUAUCUGAAAAGAACAAAAGUAAAAGACACAAAGCACAUGAUAUGGAAGUUAAACAAUCAAUAACAAAGAAAAUUAAGAAGAUUGGGUAGAAAAUUGAAUAUCUUAUCACAUCAUUUGCCUUAAUUAUAUUUUACAAUUGUGUUUUUUACUUAUAUUAAAUACCAUAAUAGAAUGUUGACUAUGAAUUUUGA
Molecule: messenger RNA, 1012 nt
Organism: Vanessa atalanta (red admiral)
Lineage: Eukaryota; Metazoa; Arthropoda; Insecta; Lepidoptera; Nymphalidae
Gene: Polr1F
Product: DNA-directed RNA polymerase I subunit RPA43
Exons: 4
Coding region: 83-910 (275 amino acids)
Biological process (GO): DNA-templated transcription initiation
Cellular component (GO): RNA polymerase I complex
Source: RefSeq, a predicted model, not a curated record